Fraxinus pennsylvanica is the source of this 948-nucleotide messenger RNA. Lineage: Eukaryota; Viridiplantae; Streptophyta; Magnoliopsida; Lamiales; Oleaceae. The record is from the annotation of a GenBank genome assembly.
AUGGAAGAAAUGGUUUGGUGGAGUUAUCAAGAGAAUAUUGAUGAAAUGAAUCAGAAGCUUAUGUACGCAAUUCUUGAACUUGAGAAAUUGAAAGUAGAUGCAAGCGAGGAAUCGAGGAAGAACAAGGAAUACGUGAUGCAAUUAAUCCAACUCCUAAACAUUACCAUUCAAGAAAGAGAUGAAGCUCGAAACCAACUUCAGAAAUUACUAGAGAAGUUUAUGCUAACUUCAUCAAACGAAAGUUUGAAUAUUCUUCCACAAAUUCAUGUCGAUAAUCCUCUUCUAAAAGCCCGCAAAACAAAUUCUAGCAUAAAUGAGUCCACUCAGUCCAACAUUUCUUCUCCAGUUGAUGUGCUGUUUGAUGCAGUAUCAUCUCCUGAAUUCUCAAACUUCAACAUGCUUUCAACCAAUCAGGUCACUUCCGGUGUUCCAAAGAUCUUCAACAUGCUUUCAACCAAUCAGGUCCCUUCCGGUGUCCCAAAGAUCGAUUGUGCUUCUUUGAUUAUUGACAACCUUGUCAAGGGAAGAGUCCUGCCUCAGACAGGAAAAUUACUUCGGGCUGUUGUUGAAGCCGGGCCACUUCUUCAAACACUUCUGGUGGCUGGCCCGUUACCUAGGUGGCAAAAUCCUCCCCGGCUUCAGCCUUUUCAGAUUCCUCCAGCUCCUAUAAAAGGCUAUGAUCAAGAGAAUUUUGCCCAGAUGUCCUGUGGAUCUUCACAAAUUUCAUCAGCACCUAUGUUAAAUUUCGCAAAUGUACCUCAGGGAUCUAGUUUACGCAAUGGUUUAAUGAUGUCUACCUCAACAGAUGCUUACAGUUGUAUACCUUUAGCCAACAGUCACAGUUUCUACCGGAAAUUCGAAGGGUAUCCUCCUUCCAAUCUUUCUAUGCACGAGCCCGGUGGAGGUGUAACUUCAUACAUUGAUAGUGAUUUGAGCUUAGAUUCUUGA